This is a messenger RNA of Suillus subaureus, 978 nucleotides long. RefSeq lists its product as uncharacterized. The record is from RefSeq and is a predicted model, not a curated record. The transcript has 2 exons. Lineage: Eukaryota; Fungi; Basidiomycota; Agaricomycetes; Boletales; Suillaceae. The coding region runs from base 1 to 978 and encodes 325 amino acids.
AUGCAAGAUACUGAAAAGUUACUAAGACCUAGAACAGCAGCAGGGAAAGCAGUAACCAAUGUGUGGUCAAAAAUGAAUUGGGAAGACUGGACAGCAGAGACAGCAGUCACAUCCUCCCAACUAGACGCACCUGGCACAUCCUCACAAAACACAACAACUCCCUCCAGUGAGUCAUCACUUAGCAGCCUCAAGGAUGAUGAGAGAGACAAUAAUGUCCCAUUCCCAGAACUAGAAGUCCUGGAGCUAGAAGUCCUGGAGCUAGAUUUAGAGAUACCUUGGCCUGAAUUCAAGCCCAGACCUCGUCACUCAAAGACAGAACCACUCUCAUCAGUCACAGCAGCACCAGACUAUGAACUCGGCAAAUUCUUUGAGCUCGCAUUCAACACACAUCCAAAGGUCAUCAUGCCCAUGGAAACUCCUCAAAUAUUUCAUGCGAUGAGACAACAGUCCAUAACUGCGAAUGGAGACAAACUAGAAGUGUUUGGAGAUUAUUUGGGCACCAGUUCACAGGCAGAGGCUUGGUUCCAAGUGCUACCAAUCAUGAAUAGAGCCAUGUGGAUCCUGUUUGUUACAGCAUUUGAAGCAUGCUGGCCACCAGUUAAAAUUGCAGAGAAGACAAAAGCAGAAUAUGAGAAAGAGUUGUUAGAUCACAAGUUACAGCACACGGAGGUCGGGAAGAAGACGACGUUGUAUGACUGCGAAUGCUGGAUGCAUGUAGCAUGGGCUGUGAAGACAUUACAGCUGGCCACAAGCAUGGGAAUCACGCAGAGCACCUUGAUGAUCUGGCAAGUGCACAGCACAUUGCCAGACAUAGUCAAGGACUUGCUUAAGGAUGAAGAAUACACAGAUUGGACAGAAUUCAUGAAGGCAGUCACAGAACUUAAAGGGAGCAGAUUAGUAGAGAAACAAGAACAACACAAUCAACAAACGCAAGAAUUAAAUGCCCUGAAAACAGACCUCACACGCAUUUGUCAAUGA